AUGGCAGACCAUGUUUCGUUGAGUGUGCCUGAUGAAUCCACAUGUGUUGAUGAUGAUGGCCGUCCCAAAAGAAGUGGUACAGUUUGGACUGCAAGUGCACACAUAAUAACGGCUGUGAUUGGUUCUAGAGUUCUUUCAUUACCUUGGGCUACUGCUCAGCUUGGAUGGAUUGCUGGACCUUCUGUUUUGCUACUCUUCUCUGCUGUUACUUACUACACUUGUAGUUUUCUGUCUGAUUGUUAUCGUACAGGAGAUCAACUUACUGGAAUAAGAAACUAUACUUAUAUGGAUGUUGUUCGAAGCAAUCUUGGUGAUGUUCACGUUAAGAUUUGUGGGGUUAUUCAAUACGUAAAUCUUGUUGGAGUUGCAAUUGGUUACACAAUUGCAUCUUCUAUUAGCAUGGUUGAAGUAAAAAGAUCUAACUGUUUCCACAAAAAUGGUCAUGAUCACGCUUCUUGCAAUAUUUCAAGCACACCCUACAAGAUCAUGUUUGGAGUCUUGGGAAUUGUCUUGUCACAAAUCCUAAAUUUUGAUAAGAUUUCGUGGCUUUCUAUUGCCGCAGCUCUUAUGUCCUUCACUUACAAGACCAUUGGUCUUGGCUUAGGAGUUGUCAAAGUUGUACAAACAGGAAAAAUACAAGGGAGUAUAAGUAUUGGAACUGAAAUCGACAAGGUAUGGAAAAGCUUUCAAGCUCUUGGAGCUAUAGCUUCUGCUUAUUCUUACUCCCUCAUCCUUAUUGAGAUUCAGGAUACACUGAUCAAAUCACCAUCAGCAGAAGCAAAGACGAUGAAGAAGGCAACACAAAUAAGUCUGGUAGUAACAACUGUUCUCUACAUGCUAUGUGGCUGCUUUGGCUAUGCAGCAUUUGGAGACCAAUCACCAGAAAACCUACUGACUGGAUUUGGAUUUGACGAUCCAUAUUGGCUACUGGACAUCGCAAACGUUGCCGUCAUUAUCCACCUAGUAGGUGCAUAUCAAGUUUCCUGCCAAACCCUUUUUGCUUUUGUUGAAAAAAAAACAGGUGAAUGGUACCCAGACAGCAACAUCAUCACGAAAGAGAUCGAUAUCCCGAUCCAUUGCUGCAAGCCCUUCAAGCUCAACUUUUUCCGUCUAAUUUGGAGGACUAUUUUCGUGAUAACCACCACUUUCAUUUCUGUGCUGAUACCAUCCUUUAACAACAUCGCUGACAUUCUUGGAGCGUUUGCAUUUUGGCCACUUACAGUAUACUUCCCAAUAAAAAUGUACAUUGUCAAAAACAAUAUUCCCAAAUGGAGUGGUAGGUGGAUUUGCCUUCAGUUGCUUGGUGGAGCUUGCCUUGUUAUCUCAAUUGCUGCAGCUGUUGGUUCUUUUGCUGGACUUGUUUCUGAUUUAAAAGCUUACAAGCCUUUCAAGUAG
Messenger RNA from Solanum stenotomum, 1395 nucleotides. Its product is annotated as amino acid permease 3-like. Bases 1 to 1395 code for a protein of 464 amino acids. Gene Ontology annotation, cellular component: plasma membrane. The record is from RefSeq and is a predicted model, not a curated record. The transcript has a single exon. Lineage: Eukaryota; Viridiplantae; Streptophyta; Magnoliopsida; Solanales; Solanaceae.